Messenger RNA from Raphanus sativus (radish), 1680 nucleotides. Its product is annotated as laccase-8-like. Gene Ontology annotation, biological process: lignin catabolic process. The transcript has 6 exons. The coding region runs from base 1 to 1680 and encodes 559 amino acids. Gene Ontology annotation, cellular component: apoplast. The record is from RefSeq and is a predicted model, not a curated record. NCBI's taxonomy places the organism in Eukaryota, Viridiplantae, Streptophyta, Magnoliopsida, Brassicales, Brassicaceae. Gene Ontology annotation, molecular function: copper ion binding; hydroquinone:oxygen oxidoreductase activity.
AUGCAGACAACUUUACGUGUUAAAAACGUGGCGGUGAAACCGUUGUGCAAGGAGCAAAUGAUACCGACUGUUAACGGAAGACUUCCCGGUCCAACAAUAAACGUUAGAGAAGGCGACACUCUCGUGGUUCAUGUUAUCAACAACUCUACUCACAAUAUAACCAUCCAUUGGCAUGGAGUGUUUCAGUUGAAAAGCUCAUGGAUGGACGGUGCGAAUAUGAUAACUCAAUGUCCGAUUCAACCACGUAAUAACUUCACGUAUCGGUUCGAUAUCACCGGACAGGAAGGUACUUUGUUAUGGCAUGCGCACGUCGUUAAUCUACGUGCCACUCUUCAUGGAGCUCUAAUCAUCCGUCCUAGAUCAGGUCGUCCUUAUCCCUUUCCUAAACCCUACAAGGAAGUUCCUCUCGUUUUUGAACAAUGGUGGGACGCAGAUAUUGAACUUCUAAAUUCACGGCCAGCUCCGAUUUCUGAUGCGUACCUCAUCAAUGGCCUCGCUGGAGAUUCAUAUCCUUGCUCUACGAACAGGAUGUUUAAGCUCAGGGUAGAACAAGGGAAAACAUACUUGCUAAGGAUUAUAAACGCGGCGCUGAACACUCACCUCUUCUUCAAAAUAGCCAAUCACAACGUGACAGUUGUCUCUGUAGAUGCUGCCUACACAACACCUUACGUUAGCGAUGUGAUGAUUUUGACGCCGGGACAAACCGUCGACGCACUUCUCACGGCUGACCAGCCCAUAGGAACGUACUACAUGUCCAUAAGCCCUUACACUAGUGCAAACUCGUUAGUACCGGUACCCCCUAGUAAUCCUAUUAGAAGUCUAAUCGUCUACGAGGGUGCAAAGUUGACAACAUCCCCAUCAAGCCCGUUGAUGCCUUCAGGGAUGAUAGCAAUAUCCACCGCUCACAGAUUCUCCUCGAACAUCACUAGCCUCGUGGGUGGACCAUACUGGACGCCAGUGCCUAGCCACGUGGAUGAGAAGAUGUUCGUAACCAUGGGGCUUGGCUUAAACCCAUGCCCUCAGGGAACCAAGUGUAUUGGUCCGUUUGGUCAGCGCUAUUCUGGUUCUCUCAACAACCGUACUUUUUUGAUCCCCGAAACGAUUUCACUCCAAGAAGCUUAUUUCUAUAACAUCGGUGGAGUAUACACAGAUGACUUCCCCAACCAACCUCCGACGAAAUUUGACUAUGCCAAUUUUGGCGUCCGUACAAAUUCUGAAUACAAAAUGAUGUUUCCGGAGAGAAAGACUAGCGUCAAAACACUUAAAUAUAAUUCUACAGUUGAGAUUGUUGUGCAGAACACAGGGAUGAUUAGCGCAGAGAGCCAUCCCAUGCACCUUCACGGCUUCAAUUUUUAUGUGCUGGGUUAUGGAUUUGGUAACUAUGAUCCCAUCCGCGAUGCAGAAAAGCUAAAUCUAGUUAACCCGCAAAUGCACAAUACCGUCGGUGUACCACCAGGUGGAUGGGUUGUCGUAAGAUUUAUUGCCAAUAAUCCCGGUGCAUGGAUGUUCCACUGUCACAUGGAUGCACAUUUACCUUACGGAAUUAUUAUGGUUUUCAUAGUUAAAAAUGGACCAACUCCAGAAACAAGCUUGCAACCUCCGCCGUCGAAUCUUCCACAAUGCACUCGUGAUCCCACGAUCUAUGAGUCACUGGCAACAAACGUUGAUUUGUAUUCCUAG